Messenger RNA from Strongylocentrotus purpuratus (purple sea urchin), 4888 nucleotides. RefSeq names its product mucin-2. Gene Ontology annotation, cellular component: membrane. The record is from RefSeq and is a predicted model, not a curated record. The transcript has 13 exons. NCBI's taxonomy places the organism in Eukaryota, Metazoa, Echinodermata, Echinoidea, Camarodonta, Strongylocentrotidae. Bases 24 to 4709 code for a protein of 1561 amino acids. Gene Ontology annotation, molecular function: G protein-coupled receptor activity. Gene Ontology annotation, biological process: cell surface receptor signaling pathway; G protein-coupled receptor signaling pathway.
CUACUUUCAAUGACACUGUUGAUAUGAUCACAAAAUCAUCUGCAACACUGGAAACAACCACCGCAACAACACCGGCAAAUACAAUGUCAGAAACAACCGCUAGUGAAACAACAACAUUGCCUGUAGCGACAUCGAAAAAUACUCCAACUAUUGCAACAACAUUAACCUCACAAGAGACUCCCGUCUCACAAACGCAAACACUGUCCGGGAAAACUACAAUGGUGUUGCAAUCAACACCCUCUCCAAUAACACCUAUUUCAAAUACGCUUACACCUUUGGUAACACCCGUGUCCCCAACCAGUGAGGAUGCUGUCAAAACAACACCAGAGCAAACACAAACAUCGUCAAUUAGCACAACACCGCUGUUGCAAUCAACACCUAUUUCAAAUACGCUAACACCUUUGGUAACACGAGUAUCCCCAACCACUGGGGAUUCUGUCAAAACAACAUUAGAGCAAACACAAACACCGUCGAUUGGCACGACACCCGUAUCAGUGUCAACUAUAGGAAAAACGCAUGUUUCUACCUCAAAAACGACAACUUUUUCGACCUUAUUGUCAACUGCACAAGAGGAAACAACCGAUUCAACAACCCAAUAUACAUCAGAGAUGUCUACACCAACAUCUUUAACAUAUUCCGCAACACAAACCCCGCCAAUAUCCACCACUUCGUUACCAUCGUUACCACCAUCAACAUCACCAUUUUUGACAUCAUCAUUAGAAACGGUUACAACUACAGCAACGUCACCAAUGUCAACAUUUGAAUCGGUUGAGAUGACCUCAGGGUCAGUUACAACACCGAUAUCAACUCAAACUGUAUUAUCUAAGGAAGCUACAACAAUACCAACAAUGGAAUCAUCAACACCGAUAUCAACACAAACUGUAUCAUCUAAGGAAGCUACAACAAUACCAACAAUGCAAUCAUCAACACCGAUAUCAACCCAAACUGUAUCAUUUAAGGAAGCUACAACACUAUUAACAAUGGAGUCAUCAACACCGAUAUCAACACAAACUGUAUCUAAGGAAGCUACAACAAUACCAACAAUGGAAUCAUCAACACCGAUAUCAACACAAACUGUAUCAUCUAAGGGAGCUACAACAAUACCAACAAUGCAAUCAUCAACACCGAUAUCAACACAAACUGUAUCAUCUAAGGAAGCUACAACAAUAUCAACAAUGCAAUCAUCAACACCGAUAUCUACACAAACUGUAUCAUCUAAGGAAGCUACAACAAUACAAACAAUGCAAUCAUCAACACCGAUAUCAACACAAACUGUAUUAUCUAAGGAAGCUACAACAAUAUUAACAAUGCAAUCAUCAACUCAAAUGUCAACUGAUACAGAUACAUUUACAAGUACAACUCCAUUACCAUCUCAAGCAAAUACCCCCGUAAGAACAACUCCGUUACCACCCGCAACAACGACAUCAACAAGUGCAAUAACGACAUUAUUAAUUACAACUCCAGUAUUGGAUACAUCAUUAUCAACCACAUUUCAGUCAAUUGCAGCAACAUCAUUUCCUAAUUCAACUCCAGAAUCGGAAACACCACAAACAUCUUUAAAGAUUACAACAACGCCAGCCACAAGUUCAUCGCCGACAUCACAUGAAACACUAGACACAACAUUGACAGCAUUAUCAGACACAGUACAGACGUCACAAAAUACACCAACAUCACCUCUGACAACAUUAGGGACAACAUUAGGUACAACAAAAUCAGGGUCGGGUACCACAGAGACUUCUACGAAGCUCACAUCAACAUUAAAUACGCCAACAUCAACUUUGGCAACAACACAGACAACACAAUCUACACAGUCAACACCGGGUACAAGCCAUGAGACAACCAUCCCAACAACACUACCACAUGUUCAAUCAACGACAGCGUCACCAUCAACAACUUUAGGAAAAACAUCUACAACAUUGUAUUCUGACACAACAUCCAUAUCUUACACAACACGAAUGUCAUCGGCAACACCAUCUACCGAUGCACCCAUACCAUCUUCAAUAGUUUCAACAGUUUCUGUUUAUCCCACCACUGAUCCUUCUAACACUACACCUACACCUGUCACGGGUAUUUCAUCAAGUAACCCUGAGAGAUCGACCUUUCAAUACACUUCGCCAACGUCUACUCCGACAUAUAGCUCUACUCUCAUGAACACAGAUCCUCCAGAAACUACUUCCAGAUCAAGAACCACGCCUGUGCCUAGCACUGCACCAUCAACAAAACCUUCUACGACAUCGAUGGGUGUUUCAUCAACGACGCCGUCGACUUCUACGUUGUCGCCAUCGUCGGAGCCGACGACGCUAUCAUCAACAUCGGUGAGGACUGCGGGAUCAAGUUCCGCAGGUUCUACUCAGGUGUCGUCGACCUCUUCCACAUCAACAGCUCAAACGCCAAGCUCUCCGUCGGGUACGACAUCACCGGCAUCAAGCUCGUACUCGUCAACGCAACAGCCGAAUAAAAGUACGACAGGGUCUGCGACCGUCACGACAAUCGUUGGACGACCCUCGACCACCGCUGCACCAACGCCGCAUUGUCUUGAAGAGACCACCUCUGGCGAGUUUGGUGCGAUCACAUGGCUAAGAACACCGGGGACAGAGACAGCUGAGGUGGAGUGUCCUUACGGUAGUAACAACCAGCAAUCUGCUACAGCCACUAGAUUCUGUCGUAUGAAACGUGCUGAUGUCACAUGGGACGACCGCAAUACGAGUUCUUGCGCAACAUCCAGCCAGGUCUUACAGAGAUUAUCAGAAGUUCCUAUCACAGUAGAUAAUGCUCAAACCGUCUCGAAGAACUUGACAACCAUCACGAGUUCUCCGACAGAACUCAACGAAACCGAUGUCGACCUCGCCGUGGACGUACUUGAAAACCUUGCCCGAUCUAUCACCGAGUACAACAGUGCGGCGGUCGUAGAGAACGCAGUAGAUGCAAUCAAUAACUUGGCAGGGGCAAUGAUGGAGACGCUUGUAGCCGGGCAACGGGAUGCGGAGAUCGCUAACAGGGUGCUCCAUUUGAUCGACGAAUUCGCUCUCCACGUCGAUUUCGAGGGCGACAUGUUUGAAGCCGUUUCAGAGAGGAUUGACGUGGUCGUCGUCAAGAUCAACACGGAAAUGAUCAAUGGAUUGUCUUUCAGAAGCGUGGUCGAUGAAACCGGUACCUCAAAGCCCCAGCUCUCGUUUAACAAUACCAACACUGAGUCUACCGCUGAAGCCUCGGCGUCACUAGAGCUGCCAGGCUCGCUCUUUGAAACUCAUCGAGGCGAGAUAGAUAGAGUCCAGUUUGUAAUCUAUAAAGAUGUCAUCUUUUUCGAGGUGAUUACUGAAGCGACACAAAAUGGCACCGCCCCUACCCCGCCUACUAUAUCUACUGGUGAUGACGUCAUAGAAAGGGAUGCCCUCAACAGUUUGGUUAUAUCCGCAAGCCUGGGUGAUCUGAAAAUUUCAGGAUUAAGGGAUCCUGUCAAAACUUCGUUUAUUCACCAAAGACCCGAGAGGGCAGAUAAUCCAUCGUGUGUUUUCUGGGACUUUGCAGCGGCAGAUGGCAAAGGAACGUGGUCUACGGAGGGUUGCAUCGCUUCUGUAACAGCAGAGGGCAGCACACAAUGUGAAUGUGACCAUCUCACUAACUUUGCUCUUUUAAUGGACAUCUACGGAACCACCACCACAUUUAACGGAGACCACAUGAUGGCGCUCUCCAUCAUCACCUUCGCGGGAUGUACACUGUCUAUCCUUGGUCUGGUAGUAACCUUCUUCUCUUACAUCAUGAUCAGGCAACUUCGAAGCGACCGUCGCACCCGAGUCCUCCUCAACCUCGUGGUCGCUCUCACCUUCAUGAACAUCUGUUUCCUCACCGACGCCGUCCUCACCGAGUUCGGUCACCCCGGCGAAGUCGCCUGCAAGCUCCUCGGGGCCCUGCUCCACUACGGCCUCCUGACGUCGAUCGCCUGGAUGGCCCUGGAGGCGUGGCACAUGUACCUGGCACUCGUCAAGGUCUUCGACAGCUACACCUCGCACCUGAUGAAGAAGAUGUGCGUGAUCGGCUGGGGCCUGCCCGCCGUCAUCGUCGGCAUCCUCCUCGGCGUCGACCUGGACCAUUAUGACUUCUACAAUGAGUUCUGCUGGCUGAAAGUCGGCGGAAUUCCAUUCUACGCAUCCUUCGUCGCACCAUCCCUCGCCGUCAUCCUCUUCAACUUCAUCAUCUUCUCUCUCGUUACCAACCAACUCUGCUCCCUCCGACGCCGAUCCGUCGCUGCCUCCUCCGAGCAAUUCGACGUGUCCGCGCAGCUACGCGCGUCCCUGUCCAUCACCGUGCUCCUCGGGCUCACCUGGGGACUGGGCAUUUUCAUGAUAGGGGAGGCCAGCUUGGUGUUCAGCUAUCUCUUCGCCAUCUUUAAUUCGUUUCAAGGGUUCAGUAUUUUUGUGUUUCAUUGCCUGCUGAAGGAGGAGGUGCGGCUGGGUUGGAGAAAGGUGUUCUGUCCCCAGUGUCUGACGUUGGAAGAAAUGACGAAGUCCAGUUCAGGUCAAAACUUCAGCAGUAGCAACAAACAGGCUCAGCUUCAGAAGCGAAUGACCUUAGAAUACCAGGUCACGACGGUGGAAUCCAAUGGCCGCCAUCAUCAGUCACAGUCAACACCCUUUCACCCGGAACACGAAGUACCAAGGUUCAAUCCUUUUGCAACCAACUCUGAGUUCUACCAAGAUUCUAGAAUCUAAGAUGAGAAUUAAUACUCUAAAAAUACUAUGCCAUAUUGCCAUUAAAUUUAAUCACCUAACAUAGAAAAUGCAUAAUUUUUGAUAGUACUUUUGCAAUAUUAAUACUACUACUACUAAUAUUACUACUAUAGUACUACCACUACUACUAUGAAGACGACAGCGACGACAACGACAACGAC